GAAGAGUGACACGCCAUUCAAUUGCUGCCUGGCCCGCUGCAUGUAGGAAACAGGAGGGUGCUUUGAACAGAAGAAUUUCUUACUAUCUGGCCGGAGGGGGAAAAUAAAGCGGCUACAUCUGCGCUGCGUAAAGCAAAAGUUUUGACGAAUCGCGUCGAUAUGGGGAUCCGAAAAAAGACUAACAAGAAUCCGCCGGUGCUAAGCCACGAGUUUGUCAUCCAGAAUCAUGCAGAUAUUGUUUCCUGUGUUGCUAUGGUGUUUCUCCUCGGCUUGAUGUUUGAGGUCACCUCCAAGUUUGCAGUGUUGUUCAUAACUGUCCAGUACAAUGUCACCAUAUCAACAAAUGAAGCUCCAGGGGAGACUGCCGUGAACCACUUCCACCACGGGAUCAAGGACUUGGCAACUAUCUUCUUCUACAUGCUGGUGGCCAUCAUAAUGCACGCCAUCAUCCAGGAGUAUGUGCUGGACAAAUUCAACAGGAAGAAGCACUUCUCCAAAACCAAGCACAGCAAAUUCAACGAGUCCGGCCAGCUCAGCGCCUUCUACCUCUUCUCCUUUGGUUGGGGCACGAGCAUCCUGCUCUCUGAAAACUUCCUGUCCAAUCCAGUCAGCCUGUGGGAGGGUUAUCCACAUACACUGAUGCCAUUCCAGAUGAAAUUCUACUACAUUUGUCAGCUGGGCUACUGGUUACAUGCUCUACCAGAGAUGUAUUUCCAAAAGACAAAGAAGGAGGAUAUUCCGCGCCAGCUUGUGUACAUCUGCCUGUACCUGGUCCACAUCGCUGGCGCCUACAUUCUGAACCUGAACCGCCUGGGUCUGGUCCUCCUAGUGUGUCAUUACUUUGUCGAGCUUCUGUUCCACAUUUCCCGCCUGGUCUACUUCAGCAAUGAGAACAGACAACUGGGUUUCACCAUAUGGGCGGUCUUUUUUGUCCUUGGACGGCUGCUCACCCUGUCCCUGUCUGUCCUCACCGUGGGCUUUGGCCUCUCCACAGCUGACAGUCAAGGCUUCGAUUGGGCGGCAGGAAACUUUAACGUCCUUUUUGUCCGGGUAACUGUCCUGAGUGCCAUCUGCCUCACACAGGCCUUUAUGAUGUGGAAAUUUAUCAACUUUCAGCUGCGCCAGUGGAGAGAGCACGCCCAGACUCAGACCUUGAAAAAGAAACAAGCUCCUUCCAAGAGUAAAUCAAAGAAAGACAAAGCCAAUGGAGUAAAUGGAGUGAACUCUCACCAAGCUGAUUCACCAAGAGCCAGAAAAGAGAAGUCCUCCUAAAAACAUUCCUCUCAGCUCUAUCACCCCCACACCCCCCAAAAGAUCUUUUUUUUUUUUUUUUUUUCUCCCCCCUCCCCCCCGCAUCUUUGUGGCCAACGGAUUCUCCAGCUCCGUGACCCAUGACCUGCAUCUUCAGCUCCCACACACGACUGACCUCCCAGCUGGACUUCAAGGACCAGAGUGCAGCUUCGCUCGUCAUCCAGCACACCUUCAUUUCUGUGCCCUGCUGUGCUAUUGUAAAUGAAAGGAACACCAAUUUAGAAAAAAUAAACUAUGGAAA
This is a messenger RNA of Archocentrus centrarchus (flier cichlid), 1552 nucleotides long. RefSeq names its product translocation associated membrane protein 1 (gene tram1). Lineage: Eukaryota; Metazoa; Chordata; Actinopteri; Cichliformes; Cichlidae. The record is from RefSeq and is a predicted model, not a curated record. Gene Ontology annotation, cellular component: endoplasmic reticulum membrane. The transcript has 11 exons. Gene Ontology annotation, biological process: protein insertion into ER membrane; SRP-dependent cotranslational protein targeting to membrane, translocation. The coding region runs from base 160 to 1272 and encodes 370 amino acids.